This is a messenger RNA of Mesorhabditis spiculigera, 1746 nucleotides long. Lineage: Eukaryota; Metazoa; Nematoda; Chromadorea; Rhabditida; Rhabditidae. The record is from the annotation of a GenBank genome assembly.
AUGCAGGCCGAAGCCCGGAAACCCUUGAUAAUUCGAAGGAAACAACCCUCGGCUACCGAGUACAUGAGAACUUCAUCCCAAAUGGACGAUAGAGCAGAAGGUAGCAUGGCCAUGAAUGAAAUAAUGCUCUCAGACAGUCAGGGGAUUGAGAAGCCGGACGACGAAGCUAUUCUGCUCCUGCCCGAGCAGGAAUUUGUGCAAAGCAACGAAGAGGAGGGUCUGUACGAGGAAAUCAUCGACCCUGAACCUUCCACAAGUUCCGCUGGAAAUGUGCCGAGCGGCGUCGCAAAUGAUGUUGAAGCGUACCCGUGUAAAUAUUGCGAACACCGCCUUUUUCUUACUGGCGAAGGGUUGCUGAGGCAUGCGAAGGAGGUCCACCCUGAUCAUCUCGUUGAUAUUAUCUUUCACAUCGAAACAAUCGCUUCUGAAUGGCGGCGAAGAGAGCGAGAAUUGGAAAGAUAUCGCGAAAGAGCGAUGGUGGCCCGAUAUAGACAGGAAGAAGUGACGAGGGCUGCUUUGAGACAAGCGAAGCUUGGGCGGAUGACAGGGAGCACGAAGCCAAUAACCUUUUCAGCUGGCGAUAAAUUCGAAAGUUGCUGCAUGUGUGGCCUAUUGGUCAAUCAGAAGCAUCCAACGGCGAUGGAGAACCACAUGAGGGCGCAUAAAAAGAAUGACGAAUUGAGAAAACGAAUGGUCCGCGAGUAUGGCCCCGAGAUUGUGCAACGAUUGUCAUGCCCGGACUGUCGCCUAGUAUUCACCGACGAAUUCAAGCUUCGCCACCACACCGAAUCGAUGCAUUUGAAGAAGAGAAAAUACGUGUGCAAGUGGUGCGGACACAUUUGUCAGUCCGUUUCCGAGCUGAACACGCACAAAGCGGACAUGCAUGGGGUUAACUUAUUCCGCGGUAGUUCGACGAUGACAAAACCCUUGUUGCACAGUGCCGCCCCGCUUGGCUUGAGGAAUCCGGCGCUUAGCAUGCAAUAUUUUGGCACUGCGGGCGCGAGGCCGCCAACUUCUAUUUGCAAAACUGUCUGUCAAGUCUGCGGCCUCUCAAUGGUCCGCCCCUCUCUCCUCAUCAGACAUAUGCUGCGAGUUCACAAUAAAGCACAAUAUCAGGCAACGAUCCAAUUCCGAGACUCUAUCCCCUACAACGUCAAUGUCAAUGGCGGCCAAUUGACGUGGAUCUGCUGCCAACAGGAGUUCAACGACCGAGACGCGUUUUCAAUGCACCGCCGAGCUACACAUCCGCCAACAUUCGCCCCGAUGCCCAUCGAGCAGCCGGACGAGCAAGAGGCCGCAGGAUCGAAUAUGCACUACGAGCCGAACGACGGCACGGUUCAGGGCGAGCUUGUCCCUGGGCCCGAUGGCUCGAUGCAGGUGAUCGUCUCGGAUGCGAUGGACAUCAACCAGGUCUACACGCUGGUCAUGCUCGAUGAUGGUCAGGGGGCAGAUAGCGGCAAAAAGAAUGUGCUAUUGCGGACGGCCAAUAUGUACGAUGAAACUGAUGACGGGGUUGGGGAUGAUGCGAAUGAAUUCUUUGAAGCUGCUGAGCAGCACGAAGACGAUGGCCUGGUCAAAAACGAGCCGGGCUUAGAAGAGCUCGGCGAUGACGUGAUCACCUUCUCCGAAAUGGAAUGGAACGAGCUACAAGAGCAGUACGCCGGCAAUGUCCCGCCCUUGUUGAUCAAACGGGACAACGGGGACAUGAUACCGGCUCGAGUGGUCGUCGUCCGAACCGAGCCCAGA